AUGUCUCAAACUCAAAAUAAUAAUUUACAAUAUCUUUCUGACAUUGACAUAUUAGCUAGCAGCCUUGCGUCUCUUUUUAGAAUAGCUGAUGAGCCAAAAUGUCCAGAAGUUCGCAUUGCCGAAAGCAUAAAACUUCAUUAUUACAUUGAAAUGUCUUAUAAAGGCAAUAUCUUACCUUAUAAUAAAGAGACUCAACAAAUGCUACGCUUGGAAGAAGAGAAAGUGUUACUACCUUCAAUUACAAAUGUUGAAGAUGUUAGUGACCUUAUUGAUAGAUUAAAUGACAUUAAAGAUUCUGAUGAACAAGAUGAUUAUGCUGCAGGAAUAGUUAUUCAAAUCGUAACAAGAUUUUUAGCUUAUUCUUUACAGUUUCGUAGAUGUAUCCAAACUGUACCUACAGAACGUCUUCCUUCUGUCGUAGCUGCUGUUUCUGAUUAUAGAAGUGCUCUGAUAGAUCUUUCAAAUCCUUUCACAACCAUCUCAUGUAAGAUCCUUGCUACCGAUUUCUUGGAAAAGGCUCAAAAUAUUUUGAAACUGCCCUUUAAUCCCUAUACUGAUCCAACGGGAGAUGUAAAGGCGGCCAUUAAUAGUGUUUCACCAUUCCAAAUUACUGGUGGUACCAUACAACCUUAUGAUCAUGAAGCAACCUUUAUUGAGAACCUUUACCGUCAAAAUGCUGGCCAACUUAAAUCUUUUGAUAAAGCUGCACAUAUAGCAGGAACUAUAACUCCAUUCGGAUUUAAGGAAUACGUACGUCAUAGAAUUCCAAUGAAACGUGUUAUUAAUGGAGCUUACAUCUGUUACGUUGAUCCUUUGAACAAAACUUAUUAUUAUACUACACUCAUUCUUGACGAUUUUCGAUUUAAAAUUCUAAAAAAUCUUAUCAUAUAUGAAAUUGUUUCCGGAAAAGCUGCUUAUAUUCACAGUGCUUUAUACUUUUAUAUGAGUAUGUGUACUUGUGAAGAAGAUUUUAAUCUAAUGAACGAAUAUGGUGUUAUUCAAUGGGGAUUCCCUCUAAAAGGAUAUGCCGAAUUUCGUGAAAAGAUGGAUGAACUUUUAGAAAUUAUGUAUUGUUGGAAAUUUUCAAAUACUUGGUCAUGGCAUACUGAGAUGGUUAAAAUUGCAAGAUCUAAAGAUAAAAAUCAGGAUGUUUCUAAUUGGAGUGACUAUGUUACUAAUUGUUAUUCUGGAGGGUUACUAAAGAAAGAGAUUUCCGAUGUUUUUUAUAAAUCUCUUGCUUAA
Molecule: messenger RNA, 1242 nt
Organism: Dentiscutata erythropus
Lineage: Eukaryota; Fungi; Glomeromycota; Glomeromycetes; Diversisporales; Gigasporaceae
Source: the annotation of a GenBank genome assembly